CUAAAUGUGCUCUUACUGCGCAGCUACUGCAGGCAAUCUGAAACUAAAUGGCACGGUGUUUUUGUGUUGGCUUCUUGAAACGAUCUUUCGGUCUUUCAUCUGAUUGCUAGACCCUCUGACGUUCGGUUGCACGCCCCCUCCUCCUGGAUUUCGCGCUAUGACGUAUUUGCGGGUCCCCGUCAUCUCGGUUUGGGUCGUGGAAGGAAAACUCGGAUGUGAAUCCUGUUCCGAAUCCACACCAGGUCUUCCAAGCUCUUAUGAAUGUCUCCGUAUGUUUUUGAUUGCCUUUUACGACAAGCCACAUUGAGCCCACCUCUUCCCCUCCUCUCCUCGCCAUCCUUCCCCGAUACCUGUCACAAACAUUAAGCCGCACAAUUAGCCCGGUACCUGCAAAAUGAGGAUUUAAAUCGCUGUUACUGGAGGCAACCGAUUUCGAGCUGGCUGAUUUGAGCCCCGCUUGGAGGAUGGCUGGUUCGAGACACCAGCGGCUAUGGAGAGUCGUGCUUCUCUUGACCGUAUGCUACCAGGUCGGGCUCUCCGGCAGAUACGGUUGUCUAUUUGAGAAGAGGCUGUGCCCCAGGGAUCAGAUGUGUUCAGAUGACAGGUUAUUUGGGCAGUGUGUGAGCUCUCCACAUGAGCGAGUUCAGUACCAGCUGACUGUUCCCAUCCUACAGAGACUCCAGCAGGUCCUCAAGGAACUUAUGGUGCAGGGUCUCUCGUGGCACGAUGACAUCACUCAGUACAUCAUCGCUAAGGAGAUGGGCAGAGUUCCCCUCUCUGGCACCGCUAAAGCCCAGAAAACACCCUCACAACCGGCCCAGGCCCCCACCUCUAAAGGGCCCCAGGCCCCAGUCUCUAAAGGGGCCCACACCAGCGCAGGCUCCAAGGGAGGGAACAGUCUGCCCCAAAACUAUGUGGACUACAUGAUAGUGGACCCACCGCAGACCUCAAUGCAUAUGCAAGCCAUACCUCUAGACCCCUACACCUACCACCAGCAUGGUUACCAAGACGACACAGAGCGCGGGCUCCCCUCCAUGGUGCCGGCGGGAUACCCCCACCCCCCACCUGGGUCUCACCCCCACGCCCACUCCUCCUCGUCCUCCCGUUCAGGAAUCUCACAGCAGAGGGAGCGGGAGCGGGAACGCCAGCUCCUCCAGGACCUCCUCUCACACUACCUCUCCUCCGCACAGCCCUCAUUCCGCCACCGGGGGGCAGCGGCGCUCCCGGCCGCACCCUACUACGAGGACCUGGACCUGCUGCAGGACUAUGCAGACGAGUACCAGCCGGUCGAGCGGCCCCGGACCCAGCACCGAACCGCUCCGGCCCAGGAUUACAGCUCGCUCUCGGGGGUGGACGAUGAGACACUGUUCCGGAUGGCAGCCACGUUGGAGAGGUAUGGUGUGGACCCCGGGGACCUGAGUCCUCAGCAACUCUACAGGCUCUAUGUUGCUCUACAGAAACAACAGAGCCAGCAGAAAAACACAGAUAAGUUGCCCCUAAGUGCUGCCGUCACUCUGAAGGAGACGGUGGUGGAGGACAGUGACACUCAGACCCAGAAAGGAGAGAGUCGAAGCCCCCCCUCUGCGCCCCCCCAGACCACCUCCACCACGGCGCCCCCCCCACUCACCACCUCACCCGGGGUGACGGCCAAGCCGAGGGUGUCCAUGGGGGACCUGGAGCUGAACGAGAAAGGACUGAAGACGGAGGACACGGCGCAUGUCAGGGAGGAGUACGGCUACAUAGUCACCAACCAGAGUCCUCUGAGUCUAUAUGAUGGUGUCCGUCUCCUGGAGACACUUGCACGGAGGAUCCACCUCAGCACCAGCAGUUUCAUCAACAUCAGUGUGGUCGGUCCAGCCUUGACAUUCCGCAUCCGCCAGAACUCCCAAAACAUGAGGGCAGAGGAUGUGGCCAACAAAGCAGUGGCUGAGAAGAACUUUCUGGAAGGGGAGACGGCGCUGAAAAUUAUACAGACUGGAGUGGGAGAGAGGAGUGAGGGGCGCGGGUUGCCGCGAGCGACGAGGAUCGGCGAGAGUUCCCGCGGCGUGGUGCUGGGGCUGGUUGCCAUGGCGUGUGUGGGCGGAAUCCUGGUGGUGGCACUGGGCGUGGCCUGUUUCCGUUACCAUGGACGCCAGCUGGAGGAGCGCAAGCUCGGUCUGGGUCCAGAAGGGGGCGCUGAAACACACUUCGACUACCAGGAGUUGUGUCGUCAGCACAUGGCGGCGAAGUCGUCAUUCAGUCGCUCAGAUGCGGGGGGUCGGCGAGGCACGGACACGUCGCGUGUGAGCAGUGUGUCGUCUCAGUUCAGCGACGGACCUCAGCAAAGCCCCAGCUCUCACAGCAGCACCCCGUCAUGGAGCGAGGAGCCCGCUCAGUCCAACAUGGACAUCUCCACUGGACACAUGAUACUGGCCUACAUGGAGGACCACCUGAAGAAUAAGGACCGUCUGCAGAAGGAGUGGGAGGCCCUGUGCUCGUAUCAGGCUGAGCCCAGCUCCACAUCAGUGGCCCUGAGCGAGCAGAACACGGAGAGGAACCGCUACCAGGACUUUGUGCCCUAUGACCAUGCCCGUGUGAAGCUGAAGGCUGAGAACCACCCCAGCAAGGAGGACUAUGUCAACGCCAGCAUCAUCAUCGACCAUGACCCACGCAUGCCAGCGUACAUCGCCACCCAGGGACCAAUGGAGCACACCAUUGCUGACUUUUGGCAGAUGGUUUGGGAGAACGGGUGCACUGUGAUAGUGAUGAUGACGGCCCUGGUGGAAGACGGUGAAAAACAAUGUGAACGCUACUGGCCUGACGAAGGCUCAUCGCUCUACAACAUCUAUGAGGUGAACCUGGUGUCUGAGCACAUCUGGUGUAAGGACUUCCUGGUGCGGAGUUUCUACCUGAAGAACGUUCAGACCCAGGAGACACGCACUCUCACCCAGUUCCACCUGCUCAGCUGGCCAGCCCAGGGCAUCCCCUCAUCCACUCGCCCCCUGCUGGACUUCCGCAGGAAGGUGAAUAAGUGUUACAGGGGCCGCUCCUGUCCUAUCAUCGUGCACUGCAGCAAUGGAACCGAAAGAACCGGAACUUACAUUCUCAUCGACAUGGUUCUCAACCGUAUGGCUAAAGGAGUUAAAGAGAUUGACAUUGCGGCAACACUGGAACACAUCCGUGAUCAGAGAGCAAACAUGGUUCGCACUAAGGAUCAGUUUGAGUUUGCCCUGACGGCCGUGGCGGAGGAGGUCAACGCCAUCCUGAAAGCCCUCCCCCAGUGAGAUCGGUGACCCCCCACUCCCACGCCCCACUGUGCCAUGUACCCCCCCCCCCUCCUCUGUGCCCCCCACCCACUCAGUCCCAACCCUGAAACAUAUACAUGAGUUUAACCUGCACCAUCUACUCUGCCAGUCCAGAAGUGUUUCAGUACCUCAGGGUUAUAAGGUCCAAUCUGACUUCAGUGACAAAACAAGCUAAUGUAAUAAACAUGUCCUCUGAAUGUAUACGAUAGCUUUUACAACAAUACAAAUAAAUCACACAAAAAUAUAGACGACACGAAACUGAAGAGGUUGUGAGCAUUGAGAGAGAGAGUGCCGAGAGUCACCACUUCAGAGCUCAGUAUCUCUAUCUGGAACGCACAGAGGUCAGAGAGAACCGUAUAAUUCUUCAAUAAGCUCUUGAAUUUCCUAUGCAUGACCAUUUGCCCCUGACUCAAUGUGGAUUCUCACAUGCAGGUAGAGCAGGUCAGAGGUCAGAGGUCAGGGAAGGUUAAAGCACAGACACAAUAGAUUAGAACCACUGCAGGUCAACAUUCUCCCACAACCCCGCUGUCUGGGACUUGUAGUUCUCUGUGAUUGGUGUUCAAUGUUGCAAAAUGGCCUCUAUCUUUCAGUCCCCGUUAUUGUGUUUUUUCGGUCUAAAAUUCAAGCUUUUUUGAAAACUGUCCAGAUCCCUCGUAGCCUCCAUCUUAAUAUGAAUGUGUUUUAUUUUCAAAAGAACACCAUAAAAGAACAUUUUGAAAUGUUUAAAAAAAAAAAACAUACGUGUUUGAUUUCUAUGAAUGUAAGUAUCCAGACACCAAACGCUCAACACCAAUGUGUUGCUUCAGCACACUCUCCCUUUCGUCCACUGAGGCCUCAGCUGUGGCCACUCUUGUGUCUUGCGAAUCCGUUGUUGUAACACAAGGAAUCAUGCAUUGUGAUUUGAAUGUAAAUAAUUCAUCGAGACUUCCUGUGUAGCAAAGGUAGAAAAAAAAACGUCUAUAAAAAAAUAUAAGAUAUUUUUAACUUGUUCUCUAUUAAAAUUGUGAAGUGAUGCAACUACAA
This is a messenger RNA of Clupea harengus (Atlantic herring), 4307 nucleotides long. RefSeq names its product protein tyrosine phosphatase receptor type Na (gene ptprna). Gene Ontology annotation, cellular component: secretory granule; synapse. Gene Ontology annotation, molecular function: protein tyrosine phosphatase activity. Lineage: Eukaryota; Metazoa; Chordata; Actinopteri; Clupeiformes; Clupeidae. The record is from RefSeq and is a predicted model, not a curated record. Gene Ontology annotation, biological process: regulation of secretion; insulin secretion involved in cellular response to glucose stimulus; protein dephosphorylation.